Molecule: messenger RNA, 651 nt
Organism: Beta vulgaris subsp. vulgaris (sugar beet)
Lineage: Eukaryota; Viridiplantae; Streptophyta; Magnoliopsida; Caryophyllales; Amaranthaceae
Product: pectinesterase inhibitor 10-like
Exons: 3
Coding region: 1-651 (216 amino acids)
Source: RefSeq, a predicted model, not a curated record
AUGGAAUACCUGUUUGAAAAUGCUUUUAACAAUGCUCUAGUUCCUUUAGCAAUGGAUGAAUUCUGUGCGAAUUUUACCAACACUGAUGGUAUUUGCACAACUGAAGACUCAUCUUUAGUCCUUUCUGAUGUGGAGGAACAAGAACAACACUCUCUUAAGGAACCCACACCACCAUCUUCACCAAAACUCUCUGUUCCUCUCACCAAACUAUCUUCCAUCUCUCCCUCUUCCUUUUCUGUUCCUUCCAGCUUUGAACAGAUUCAGGAUGAGUUGACUAGACCUAAUCCCUUUUCCACCACCUCUACAAAUCUUCCACCACCACCACCUUUUCUUUCUCCCAUUUACACCACCUCACCAUCUGUUUCUACUCCAGGAACUGAUGGUACUUCAAACCAACCUACUCCAGUUCCUCCACCAAAACCUCCUACUGCCUCUGGUUCCAAGGAUGAUAAAACCGACAAAAUGCUGGGUCUCAUGAAAGUUUUAAGUGAUAUGGUGAUUGAGCAACAGAAGAAGAUGGGGACAAUGGCCCUAACCCUUGAGAGUUUGAAGCAGAAAGUUGGUGACAGCCAUGGUGAAGUGAUGAAGAAACUGGAGGAUGUGGUAGAAGAAGAAGUAGUUGAGGAACACAAUUCCCCUUUCCUUUCCUAG